CCCCACCCACUCGCUCAUAGCGUAGUUCCGCCCAUCGCAGUGGCCUGCGGGCCUGUCAGCGGCGGCCGAGCCCAUGCCCGGGGCUGGCGGCGUCGCUCCCGGCCUCGUCCUUCCCGCGGCGGCGGGGAACCGGGCCCGGACACAGGGCCUGGGGCCGCGGCGGCACCGGGAAGCUGGGCCUUGAGACCGGGCCUAGCCCGCCGCGGCGAUGCCUCUGCGCAUGCGCUAAUCCCGCUGCCACCACUCCCUCCCUCCCUCCGCCAGGUGGCGCCGUCCCGCGGCGCGCCGCGCUGACGUCACGCGCCGGCGGAGCCCCGCCUUCGGCCAUGGCGGCAGCAGCGGCAGGAUCCGCGGUCCAGGAAGGAUCCGGGAAGGCGCCGAGGGCGGGGGGGGGCGGGGGGCAGCGGGCCUGGCCCGGGCGUCUCCCGUCCCCCCCCCAAGUUACCCCAAUGAGCCGUAAUUAGCUCCGCGUCGCCCCCGGCCGAGGUUGGGGGGCUGAGAUCCCCCGCGGGGUUGGGGUGACCCCCCCCGGGUCCCUCAGGCCUGGCGGGGGGGCUCGGGAUGUCCCCCUCCCCCACGCUCCCAGGUAAAAAUCCCGGCAGAUCCGCCUUGGGCGCAGCCCCCCGGGGAGACCCGCCACGCUCCCGCCCUCGGUGAGGAAGCUGGAUAUUGGGGUUCCCUCUCUGCUGCUCCUCACCUUGGCUUCUCCAUCCCAGAGGUCCCAGUUACCGGGGUUUAACUGGGGAUACUGGGAUGGCAACGGGUGACACCAGCACCUUAAUAAAUAACCGAUUUCCCUGCGGGUUUUUGGUACCGUUUGGCGACGGGGGAAGGGACGGAGGGGCGAGGGCAGCCCUGGGGGUGUAGGGCGACGUCCCCGCCCCACAGAUGUGGGUGUCCCCAGCCCCAUGGCUGCCCCACGGCCUGCCCCACGGGAGGUGACGAUGACACGGGUUGGGUCGCCGCGCCUGCGCCGCGGUUUCGGCGCUCGUUGGCGACGCAGGAAACCCCAGGGCGGGCGAAGAGGGGGAAGCGGGUUGCCCCGGCGGGCGCGGCAUGGCCGAGUUGGAGGGUCCCGAAUUCGGCAAAGCCGACUUCGUCCUCCUGGACGAGGUGACCAUGGAGCAGUUCUUGGAGAACCUGCGCCUGCGGUUCUCGAAGGGCCUCAUCUACACCUACAUCGGGGAGGUGGUGGUGGCGGUGAACCCCUACCGGGCGCUGGCGCUGUACGGCCCGCCGGCGGUGGAGCGCUACCGCGGCCGCGAGCUCUACGAGCGCCCGCCCCACCUCUUCGCCCUGGCCGAUGCCGCCUACAAGGCCAUGAAGCGCCGCGCCAAGGACACCUGCAUCGUCAUCUCGGGCGAGAGCGGGGCGGGCAAGACGGAGGCCAGCAAGUACAUCAUGCAGUACAUCGCCGCCAUCACCAACCCCACCCAACGCGCCGAGGUGGAGAGGGUGAAGAACGUGCUGCUCAAGUCCAACUGCGUCCUGGAGGCCUUCGGCAACGCCAAGACCAACCGCAACGACAAUUCCAGCCGCUUCGGCAAGUACAUGGACAUCAACUUCGACUUCAAGGGCGACCCCACCGGGGGCCACAUCCACAACUACCUCCUGGAGAAGUCCCGGGUCCUCCAGCAGCAGCCGGGAGAGAGGAACUUCCACGCCUUCUACCAGCUGCUGCUGGGAGCCCCCGCGGCGCUGCUGGCCUCGCUCCGCCUCGACCGGGACGCUGGCGCCUACCGCUACACCCGGGAGGGCGCCCGGAGCAGUGCCUGCGGGGACGACGCGGCGUGUUACCGGGAGGUGGAGGAGGCGAUGGCCGUCAUCGGCUUCUCCCCGGAGGAGGUGGGCUCCGUGCACCGCAUCCUGGCUGCCAUCCUGCACCUGGGCAACGUGGGGUUCGUGGCGGAGGGCGAGGCGGCGGCGGUGGAGGACGCGGCGCAGCUCUCGGCGCUGGCCGAGCUGACGGCCACGGAGCCCAGCAGCCUGCGCCAGGCGCUGCUCGCCCGCACCGUGGCGGCCGGCGGCGGGGAGCUGAUCGAGAAGGGCCACAGCCCCAAGGAGGCCGCCUACGCCCGGGACGCCUGCGCCAAGGCCAUCUACGAGCGGCUCUUCUGCUGGAUCGUGGGACGCAUCAACGCCAGCAUCGCCGCCCGCGGCUACGACGCCCGCCUGCACGGCAAGAGCACCGUCAUCGGCGUCCUCGACAUCUACGGCUUCGAGAUCUUCGACACCAACAGCUUCGAGCAGUUCUGCAUCAACUACUGCAACGAGAAGCUGCAGCAGCUCUUCAUCGAGCUGAUCCUGCGGCAGGAGCAGGCUGAGUACCAGCGGGAGGGCAUCGCCUGGCAGAAUAUCGAGUACUUCAGCAACGAGCCCAUCGUGGAGCUGGUGGAGCAGCCGCACCGCGGCAUCCUGGCGCUGCUGGACGAGGCCUGCCUGGCCGUGGGGACCGUCACCGACUCCCUCUUCCUCGCCUCCAUGGACGCCCGCCUCGGCCGCCACCCCCACUAUACCAGCCGCAAGCUCUGCCCCACGGACAAGACCAUGGAGUUCAACCGGGACUUCCGCAUCAAGCACUACGCUGGAGAUGUCACGUACUCGGUGGAGGGUUUCCUGGACAAGAACAAGGACACGCUCUUCCAGGACUUCAAACGGCUCCUCUACAACAGCGCGGACCCUGUGCUGCGUGCCAUGUGGCCCGACGGCGAGCAGAGCAUCACCGAGGUCACCAAGCGCCCGCUGACCACGGGCACGCUCUUCAAGAACUCCAUCGUGGCCCUGGUGGAGAACCUCGCCUCCAAGGAGCCCUACUACGUGCGCUGCAUCAAACCCAACGACCAGAAGUCCCCGACGCUCUUCGACGAGGAGCGCUGCCGCCACCAGGUCUCUUACCUGGGGCUGCUGGAGAACGUCCGGGUGCGCCGCGCCGGCUUCGCCUACCGCCAGCCCUACGACCGCUUCCUCCUGCGGUACAAGAUGACCUGCGAGUACACGUGGCCCAACCACCUGAUGGCCAGCGACCGGGAGGCCACACAGGCCCUGCUGGAGCAGCACGGCUUCCAGGAUGACGUGGCUUAUGGCCACACCAAGGUCUUCAUCCGCACGCCCCGUACCCUCUUCAGCCUCGAGCAGGAGCGGGCGCAGCUCAUCCCCAUCAUCGUCCUGCUGCUGCAGAAGGCCUGGCGCGGCGCCCUGGCGCGGCGGCGCUGCCGUUACCUGCGCGCCGCCUACACCAUCAUGGCUUACUACAAACGGCACAAGGUGAAGGCGUACCUGCGGGAGCUGCUGCGGCGCUUCCAGGCCGUCCGCACCCUCCCCGAUUUCGGCAAGAGCGUGGUUUGGCCGGAGCCGCCGGCGGUGCUGGCGCGCUUCCAGGAUGCCAGCCAGCGCCUCUUCCGCAGGUGGCGAGCACGGCAGAUCGUCAAGAACAUCCCCCCCUCGGAGAUGGGGCAGAUCCGGGCCAAGGUGGCCGCCCUGGAGGUGCUGGGCGGGCUGCGGAAGGACUGGGGCUGCCAGCGCAGCUGGGCGCGGGAUUACCUUUCCUCGCCCAGCGAGAACCCGGGGCUGGCGCUGCCCUUCGCCCACCGCCUCCAGGCCCUCAAGGACAAGGUGCAUUUUGGCUCUGUCCUCUUCUCCUGCCACGUCCGCAAGAUCAACCGCUUUGGUAAGAGCCGGGACCGGGCCAUCCUCGUGACAGACCGGCACCUCUACAAACUGGACCCACGGCGGCAGUACCGGGUGAUGCGGGCACUGCCCCUCAGCACUGUGACGGGGCUGACUGUGACAAGCUGCCAGGCACAGCUGGUGGUCUUCCACACCCAGAACCAGGAGGAUAUGGCCGUGUGCCUGCACAAGAUGCAGCCGGCGGGGGACAACCGGGUGGGCGAGCUGGUGGGCGUCCUCCUGGAGCACUGCCGAGCGACCAAACGGGAGCUGCAGGUCCGGGUCUCUGACUGCAUCCAGCUGAGCUUCCGCAGGCGCCGGCGGCUGCUGACAGUGGAGAUGCGGCCGGCCGUGGCUGCCCCCGAUUUUGGCAAGAGUUGCGAUGGCUUCGUGCUUUACUGGCCCGGGAGAUGAGACCCCACUGCGGCCCCGUCACACGCGGUCCAGUCGUCCCCCUGGGGUGAUGCCAAAGCCAGCAAUAAAUACCACCAGGAAUAAAGAGCUGGAUGGGAUCCCCACAGCCUCACUCUUCCAUGCAUGGCCGGGACCCUCAGGUCCCCCAGCAGCCCCAGCACGGGGCUGGGUUCCCCCCAAAACAUCUGCCCCAGGUCGGAUGCGGUGGGA
Phalacrocorax carbo (great cormorant) is the source of this 4290-nucleotide messenger RNA. NCBI's taxonomy places the organism in Eukaryota, Metazoa, Chordata, Aves, Suliformes, Phalacrocoracidae. The record is from RefSeq and is a predicted model, not a curated record.